AGAGUAUAUAGCAUAUACAGACAUCUAUCAAUCUUGCAUCUUCAUCGCCACCUCCUUCUCGCUCACGUCCUCAAGAAUAUACCCUCGAUCUACUAGACUCGAUCAUGAGCUUGACAUCACGCCAGAUCGUCACCACCGCAAGAAGUGCGACCAAACGAGCUCCCACUCUGGCCUCGAUCGCCCACAGGGCACCUACCUCAACAGCUCGAACCCGAUCAUGUUUGCCCCGUAGGGGCACAUCUAGGUCAUCAGAUCCAGCUCGAUCGAGUUCGGUCCUCGCCUCGAGGUAUUAUGCUACGGUAUCUUCGCCCUCGACGACUAGUCCUACGGUCGAUGAGACCACGGCGGUACCCUCGAUCUCGCCAGAGAACACAUAUGAUAUCGUCAUCAUCGGAGCCGGUAACGCUGGUCUCGCCCUCGCCGCCAGUUUACUCUCAAAGCAACACCUCCUCAGUAACCGCCGAGUCCUCCUAGUCGAAGGGGGCAAGCUCGAUCGGGUACGGAAUUGGAAGGGUACCGAACAGCUCGAGAACAGGGUCAGCAGUAUCACGGCGGAGAAUGUCGAGUUUCUCAAAAGCAUCGGCGCCUGGCAGUAUAUCGAGAAAUCCCGAUCAUGCCCCGUCAAGGAUAUGCUCGUUUGGACCUCUACAGGCUCCGCUUCCUCUCAGAUUCAUUUCCCCGCCACUCGAUCCCCAAUGGCGUACAUGACCGAGAACACCAACCUUCAACGUGCGCUCUUGCGUCGGAUCGCCGAGGUUGGACAGGGCAAGGUAGAGAUCCGGGAAGAGGCGAAGGUGCAGGAGAUGCGAAUGGAUGAAGGGAAGAGGUCCGUGGUCCUGAAAUUGGGAGAAGAGGGGUGGGUCAGGGGCGGGGUCGUGGUCGGAGCGGACGGGCCAAAUUCGCCAGUCAGGUCGUUCUCAAAGAUCGAAUCAUUCGGCCACCCGUACCCUACUCACGGGAUCGUCGCUACUCUGAACCACGGUCGACUUGAUGCCAACCAUACGGCUUUCCAGCGAUUCUUGCCUACCGGCCCUUUGGCCUUUCUGCCAAUGACGCCGACUUCAUCCACCAUGGUCUGGUCCACCAAACCCGAACUCGCCGCUGCUUACAAGGCACUUGGACCGGAAGCGUUGGCCCAUCUCGUCAACCUCGGUCUAUACGCAUCGGAACAGGAAUUGGAGAAGCUCAACAUGGCGAUCCUCAGCCAAGGCGUUUCUGCAGAGAUGAUCGAGGCCGAGAGUCAACGCGUCUUGUCAACACUUACGAACCAGGACGUCAAGAGCUUGCCCCCUCCCGUGAUGAGCAUCGCGGAGAAAUCGGUCGCUUCGUUCCCUUAUCGGUUGUCCCAUGCCGAGAGCUACAUCGGCGAUCGAACGGCUCUGGUAGGAGAUGCUGCGCACACGGUGCAUCCCCUCGCUGGGCAGGGCUUGAACAUGGGUCUGGCGGAUGUCAAGGCAUUGGCAGAGACUUGGGACCGCGUGGGCAAGGUCGGGGGUGACCUGGGCGCUUAUACGGCGAUGUUGGCAUACCCGCGUGAGAGAUAUCCGGCGAAUCACCUCUUGCUGUCGACCACGGACAAGCUGCAUCACAUUUUCGGUACUAGGAUGCCGAUCGUCAACUGGGCUCGAUCGACAGGGAUGGACUUGAUCAAUGAGAUGACUCCCGUAAAACGAGCUCUGAUGGAGAGGGUUGGAGCGAAUGCAGGGGUCAAAGAGAAGAGCUGGUAUGAGGCUGGAGCGGAUACGCUGGACGGGUGGAAGACGGUCAAGAGUCUCGCUGGGAUUGCACGAGCAGGAGCCGGACAGCUGAUCAGUAACGGCGCGCGCAAGUUGCUCGAGCGGGGAGCGAACCUGGGCCGGCCGACCGAUCUGGCUUCUCGUCGAUCGAUACAUACCUCGGCCACGUUAGCAUACCCGAAACCCAAAGCUCCGCCAAUCAAGAGACAAGGACCGAUGCCUCUGCCCAGGAAAGAACAGGCCGAGUUCGAUGCGCUCGUCAAGGCUGCUCAAGGACCCGGCGUAUCGCUGGAUGACGCCCGAGCUCAAGCUCAAACCAAAACCCCGGCGUCGAAUGCCGAUCUGAUCGCGCAUCGGGAUCUGAGGCGCACGACCUCGAAAAAAGAGUUUGACGGAGAGGUAAACCCGAAGACGGGCGAGGUGGGCGGGCCGAAGAGGGAUCCGUUCCACGCGGGAGAUGGGGACUGGCAGUAUUCAGGUCGAGUGACCGAUUUCUAAGACCAAAGUUCGAGAGAUAUUUAUCAAUGAUAUGUAAUUAAAGAUAAUCGACAUCGUCAUGAGCGAUGAACUGUAUCAAGGAUGACUAGGCCACGGUCGAAGGGCUCGUGCGAGAGAAAAGGCCUCUCCGAUGGGCUUUGUUCUGAAGAUGAUGGGCUCGCAGUAGCGAC
Molecule: messenger RNA, 2404 nt
Organism: Filobasidium floriforme
Lineage: Eukaryota; Fungi; Basidiomycota; Tremellomycetes; Filobasidiales; Filobasidiaceae
Exons: 5
Coding region: 105-2234 (709 amino acids)
Biological process (GO): ubiquinone biosynthetic process
Cellular component (GO): mitochondrion
Molecular function (GO): FAD binding; 2-octaprenyl-6-methoxyphenol hydroxylase activity; oxidoreductase activity, acting on paired donors, with incorporation or reduction of molecular oxygen, NAD(P)H as one donor, and incorporation of one atom of oxygen
Source: RefSeq, a predicted model, not a curated record